CAUUAACUUGGAAACAGCGUCAACAGUACGGUCCAGGCCAACAAGCAGCGCCAGCAGCGUGCACAUUGCGCUCAAGUACAAGUGCACGACCGCCUCUCGUUCGCCAUGGGUAUCAAAGGCUUGACCGGUCUCCUAUCGGACGAGGCGCCAGACUGCAUCAAGGAGCACGACAUCAAGACGUACUUUGGGCGCAAGGUCGCCAUCGACGCCUCCAUGUCCUUGUACCAGUUCCUCAUCGCCGUGCGCCAGCAGGACGGCCAACAGCUUAUGUCCGAGUCGGGAGAGACGACGUCGCACCUGAUGGGCUUCUUCUAUCGCACCCUACGCAUGAUCGACCAUGGGAUCAAGCCGAUGUAUGUCUUUGACGGCCAGCCGCCCGACCUGAAGAAGAAGGUGCUCGAGGCGCGCUUUGGCAAGCGCGAAGAAGCGCGCGAGGAGCAGGAGGACGAGAAGGACGUCGCAGAUGCGGAGCGCAUGGACCAACUCGCACGGCGCCAGGUGCGCCCGACGCGACAGCACAACGCCGAGGUGCGCGAGCUGCUCAAGCUCAUGGGCAUCCCCUGCGUCGUCGCGCCCUCCGAGGCCGAGGCGCAGUGCGCCGAGCUCGUCCGCGCGGGCAAGGUCUACGGCGCUGGGUCGGAGGACAUGGACACGCUGACGUUCGGCACGCCGGUCCUGCUCAAGCACCUGACCUUUAGCGAGCAGAAGAAGAUGCCCGUGCACGAGGUCAACCUGCAGAAAGCCCUCGAAGGCCUCGGCAUGGAACGCGAGCAGUUUGUCGACCUGUGUAUCCUCCUCGGCUGCGACUACCUCGAGCAGAUCAAGGGCAUUGGACCUAAGACGGCGCUAAAGCUGAUCCGAGAGCACGGCACUCUCGCCGCCGUGCUCGACCACCUCCGUGGCGAAGGGAGCAAGAAGAGCAUCUCCAUCCCCGAGUUCUGGCCGCACGAGGAGGCCAAGAAGCUCUUCCUGCAGCCCGACGUGCAAAACGCCGACGACCUUGACCUCAAGUGGGAGGCGCCGGAUGUCGAGGGUCUCGUCGAUUUCCUGUGUAAGGACAAGGGCUUCAGCGAAGAUCGCGUGCGCAAGGGCGCAGAGAAGCUACAAAAGUCGCUCGGCAAGAAGCAGCAGGGUAGGCUCGACGGCUUCUUCACUGUCUCCUCAUCGCCCGCGUCCUCGUCCUCGUCGUCGCAAAAGCGCAAGGCCGAGGAUUCCAAGAAAGGAGCUGGCGGCGGCAAGAAGAGCAAAAGUAGCGCUGCCAACGCAAAAGCAAAGGGGAAGAAAUGAACAUCGUCGCUGCUGCGCACAUCGCAAAUUUAAUUUGUACGAUACCCCCAGUGUAUUUCUAGCUGCCGCACUAUCGCACACUCAUG
Molecule: messenger RNA, 1373 nt
Organism: Tilletiaria anomala UBC 951
Lineage: Eukaryota; Fungi; Basidiomycota; Exobasidiomycetes; Georgefischeriales; Tilletiariaceae
Product: putative DNA repair endonuclease rad2
Exons: 2
Coding region: 106-1287 (393 amino acids)
Cellular component (GO): nucleus; cytoplasm
Molecular function (GO): 5'-flap endonuclease activity; DNA binding; 5'-3' exonuclease activity
Source: RefSeq, a predicted model, not a curated record